This is a messenger RNA of Fusarium fujikuroi IMI 58289, 1440 nucleotides long. RefSeq lists its product as uncharacterized. The transcript has a single exon. The coding region runs from base 1 to 1440 and encodes 479 amino acids. Gene Ontology annotation, molecular function: oxidoreductase activity. NCBI's taxonomy places the organism in Eukaryota, Fungi, Ascomycota, Sordariomycetes, Hypocreales, Nectriaceae. The record is from RefSeq and is a predicted model, not a curated record.
AUGCCUGCCAUCAACACUCUAUUGAUCUCGGAUGAACCAUCCCUCGUGUAUCGAUGCGAUGACUUUGCAAGCCCUAUUGAUGUCCGAACUGCCUUCACACUGUCAUUGUCCGCAGUGUACCGAAAUGAAGUCCCCCUCUAUGGGGAUUUGGUCCAGAUCGUCCACGCAGUAAAUACCGACGUGCUUUCUGGGCAACCGGGCCCGAUAAAGGACUCUCUUCUGUCUCAGAGACUUGAUCUAGAGAGGCACGGUGCCAUCAGACUGGGCACUCCAUUUGAGCUACGGACUAUGGCCCGCCUCUUUGCCAUUCUUGGCCUGAAGGCAGUGGGUUACUACGAUCUUUCUGUCGCUGGACUACCCAUGCAUGGCACUUGCUUUCGUCCAUUCGACCUAGAAUCCUUGAACCAGAACCCGUUCAGGGUCUUUACAACUUUGCUCAGGCCUGAGUUGAUCUCCAACGCCAACACGCGUGAACUGGCAUUGAAGUUGUUGUCACGACGCCAUAUCUUCAGCGACAGACUUCUGGACUUGAUAAACUGUGCCGAGAAACAAAAUUGGCUCUUGCAGAUGCAUGAAGUUGAGGAAUUCAUUCAGGAGGCAAUGAAAACUUUCAGCUGGAUGCCAGAAGCUUCAGCAUCAGAAGAAGAAUACAGAAAGUUAUCCAGAGAGCAUCCUAUACUUGCUGAUAUCGCCUCAUUCAAGACUGCGCAUAUCAACCAUUUAACACCCCGAACGCUGGAUAUCGAUGCUAGUCAGACACAAAUGCGAAAGCAAGGCCUACAGGUCAAGGAUCGCAUCGAGGGCCCCCCUUCACGUCAAUGCCCGAUCCUCCUCCGACAAACCAGCUUCCUAGCCCUCGAAGAAAAGAUCAGAUUCCGCGACGCCAAUGGGGAUCUUAUCCAAGGAAGUCAUCGCGCUCGAUUUGGAGAGAUCGAGGAGCGAGGAGCUGCAGUGACAAUUGCGGGGAGAAAGCUUUACGAUGAGCUGUUGGCUAAGGCCACAAGCACCAUCUGCGAGGGUCCAGGUGCGCAGAGCCUUGAGGCAAUGGACAAGGCCAUGAAUGAUGCCUUUAAAGACUAUCCUGACUCGUGGUCAGAGCUACGCAAACAAGGCCUCAUUUACUGUACUUACAGCGGUACAGGUAAAGGAAGCUUUGAUAUCACAGGGACGUUAUCGCUAGAGGACUUGGUUGACCAGGGAUAUCUUACAGCCGAACCUAUCACAUAUGAAGACUUCCUCCCAUUCUCUGCAGCAGGUAUCUUCGCAUCGAAUCUAGAUAAAGGCCAGAACGGGCCUUUACAAGCCAAUGGCCGUCCUGAUCAGGAAGGCUUUGAGAAAGCUUUAGGAGCUGUGUUGUUGGAGCCCGAAGCCCUGUAUGCAGACAUCCAGCGAAAAAGUAUUAUAAGAUGCGGCCUAGUACCUACACUGUUUACUCAUUAA